CACAACUUCCAACUACCGUGCAAUUUGUGGGUGGAAAAUGUUUAAUAAUUUGAAAUUUGUAAUUAUUUUAUUAUUAACAAAACAUAGUUGGGGAAACAAUUACAUUAUUGUGGCCGAUGAAAAUAGCUUCUUUCAACCAUGUAGUCCUGAGGAUAAUGCUGGCAAUACGAAUAUGGAAGAUUUGUUAGAACUUAAUUUGAAACAUGACUUUGCUGAAGAUAUGGAAACUUUAAUUACAAAUGGUAAUAUAACGACAAAAGUUGGUAUACCCGAAGGUGUUACGAUAGAGUUAGAUGUGGAAAUUUUUCAUUGGAAACGUGGUAAAUGGGAGAAAACUGUAUAUUCUAUAAGACGUGAUGAUUUCUGUACUGCUGCAUUUGAUCCAGCGGAAUUUUGGUAUAUAUUGACAAAUCAAAUGGCACAAGAAGAUCGCGUUUGUCCACCGCAGAAAGGAACAGUGUACCAUCUGAAUAAUGUGGAAAAUCGUGUUGAAUUUAAUAAUGCUUUUGGAUUAGAUAUAGAAGGGGACUAUAAAAUUAUAUCACAUUUUGUUGCGGCCAACUUUUCGUCCUGUAUUACGGCUCUUGUUACUGUUUGGAAAAACUAAUUGAUUUUUUUUUUAUUUUUUGGGAAAAAUUUAAAUGAAUAUAUAUAUUAGAAUAUGUGAUUUAAAAAGGGAACUUUUAGUUUAGAAUUAAAUAUACUUACAUAUUUAUAAGUAUUUUCAACCAAUAAAUAUUG
Lucilia sericata (common green bottle fly) is the source of this 741-nucleotide messenger RNA. RefSeq lists its product as uncharacterized. The record is from RefSeq and is a predicted model, not a curated record. Bases 38 to 607 code for a protein of 189 amino acids. The transcript has 4 exons. Lineage: Eukaryota; Metazoa; Arthropoda; Insecta; Diptera; Calliphoridae.